Messenger RNA from Diospyros lotus (date-plum), 926 nucleotides. RefSeq names its product putative calcium-binding protein CML23. Gene Ontology annotation, molecular function: enzyme regulator activity; calcium ion binding. The transcript has a single exon. The record is from RefSeq and is a predicted model, not a curated record. NCBI's taxonomy places the organism in Eukaryota, Viridiplantae, Streptophyta, Magnoliopsida, Ericales, Ebenaceae. The coding region runs from base 334 to 759 and encodes 141 amino acids.
GUCUUCAUCUUAAUUAUAGGACCUAGAGACUUCUGACCUUGCGGGAUAAGUUAUGUACGGCCGGCCUUCUGCAAUUCCUGGCGGAUUCCUUUUUCCGUCUUCUUUGAAGGUUACCUAAGUUACCUUCCCAGAUAAAUCACAGCAUCUUCUCUUUUCCACCAACCCCCUCGCCGCGGCCGAACUGGUCAAUCACGCGGAAAGCGAUCAUCUGUACAUGCAUAUAUAUCGAGGUUUAAUUAGUUAAAGCCUGCAAGUUCCAAGGAUCAAGCCAAGAGCGGGAAGGAAAUCAGAGGAUUAGCAAACCCAUUAUAAUUCCUUCUAGUUGUGUAAUUAAUGGGCAAAACCCAGAAAUAUGAGCGUGAAUUCAAGCACUUUGAUGAGAAUGGAGACGGGGAGAUAUCGGCGUGGGAGCUGAAGCAGUGGCUGGCGGCGGUGGGGAGGGAGCUCACGGAGGAGGAGGCGGAGGCGGCGGUGGAGCUGAUGGACGCCGACGGAGACGGGAAGCUGGGGCUGGAAGACGUGGCGAGGUUGAUGGAGGAGGAAGAAGAUGAUCAGGCGGAAGAGGAUCUGAGAGAAGCAUUCAAGAUGUAUGAGAUGGAUGGGAGUGGGAUGAUCACUGACAAGAGCUUGAUGAGGAUGCUGUGCAGGCUGGGGCAGUUCGCCACCAUUGAUACGUGUAAGUUGAUGAUAGCUCGCUUUGACAUCAAUGGCGAUGGAGUGCUCACCUUCGAUGAGUUUAGGAUUAUGAUGAUGUCUUGAUACCACACCAUCACUGAUUUUGUAUUCUUUGGUUCUUUUUACUUAAUUCAAUAUCUAUGAUAUAUUGUUUGAAAUAUAGGGAUACAAAUACAUGAACACACGCACACACACAUAUACGUUUGUAUAUUUUAUAUAUAUAUAUAUAUGUAUAGAUGUUCAUCCACUAA